AUGGUGUCGGACCAGGAGAUAGCGAGCUGUGUAGAGUCUCUCCUUCGCCAAUCGGACCCCAGCGGAGUUGCUACGUCGGUGAAUGUCAACGACGUGGUGCAGCAGCUGGAGGCGAAGCUAGGGUUAAACCUCUCCCACAAGGCGGGUUUCAUCAGGGAUCAGAUUAACCUGCUGUUCCGGCCUCCGGCGCCGGCGUCUAGGGACCAUCAUGCUUUCCAGCAGCAGCAGCAGCAGCACCAACACCAGCUUCAGCAGCAGUUCCUCGCCGUCCACCCCCAUCAGCUUAUCCAGCAACACCAGAUCCCCGCGUCGCCCUUUACCCAUUUCCCACACCAACACGAGCUCGCCUUUCGAUGCACUCCUUCGGUCUCUGUGCAACCUCACCAUCUCCUUCAGCAGCAGCAGUCGCAGCACGCCCAGCAGCUGCCGUCUGCCCCGUCUCCUGCCGGUGUGUCGGCGGCUGUAAAGCAGGAAGGGAAUGUAAAUCCCCGGAGUUCGGCAUCUAAGGGGUCAAAGGGAAGGUGAAUUCCACAUUUCUUUAUGUUAGAUGACUACAAAUGAUAUGGAUGAAAUUUAUAUGUGCUUUUCCCCCCGUGUGAUUGUAGUGGACAAAUUCUCAGGUGGCAUAGUUUCAUUAUUAGUCUAAAUUCAGCUAUUUUCAGAUCGAGGGUAGGGACUUUUUUUCCUUUUAAUUUUAAAUCAACUUCUGAGAUCAUGUGUACUGGAAGAAAACGAUCUGUAGAUAAUGAUUUCAUUAUAUUAGAUGUGUUUGAGUGUUUUUAUGGAAGGCUACCUUGUCAAAGGAGGUAUCAAUUUGAAGUCUAGCAAUUUGCAUCCUCUUAAAUAGCACAAAAAACAUUAGUAUGUUUUAAAGGUGGCAUCGGCAAUUUUUUUUUUCACGGAUGCCUAUUUUUGUAUCCUUACGGAGAUCCUUUUAUUCUCUCGGUGAACUUGCAUGAAAUGUCUGUAUUUGGUUUUUUUGGAGGUUGAUGAAUAGUGUCUUAUCCUCUAAUUUUACCUUUCUAAAUUUUAAUUGGACUUCUUGGAAGGCAAUACGUACGGUAAACAAGGAUAUAGAUAGCAGAUGCUAUAGGAAAAUAGGUAUGUUCCGGAAUCUCAAUUGCAUGAAUUUACGGGAUAUAUUGUUGUAUUCUCCAAGGCUAUCUGUUCGUGCCUUUUUUCCUUGCUGCACUUGUUAGUAUAUGCUGUCUUUUUUGUUGUUGCAAAAGUUUGAAACAUUUUAGCUUCCAGGAGUUGGUCCUGUGAGAGUCAUUGCUUAUCUGAACUUUUUUACAUCUCUGGUAAUACCUUCCCAUUGCAUGGUCAUAGCAUGAUUAUGAGAAAUCAUGCAAAUUUCCCAUCCAUUCCCAUGCCUUCUCCACAAUGCAGUUAUGCCCUGUUCUCACAUUCCCGGAUUCAUGGUUCAUCUUAAAACAUAUUUGUCUGAUUUUCGUGGUUCAUCAUGGGCACAGUGCUGCAACUGGAGCUAAACGAAGAGGUGGUCCUGGUGGUCUAAGUAAAGUAUGUGGUGUUUCUCGUGAACUUCAGGCUAUUGUUGGUGAACCGACUAUGUCAAGAACUGAGGUUUGACAUCUUCAAGAACCAAGUAAUCCUUUUUUUUCAGUAUAUAUAUAUAUAUAUAUAUAUAUAUAUAUAUUAUGGUUCAGACAAAAAAAUUAUAUCUCCAGCUUACCUCAACACAAUUAUGUCCAUUUUAUGAGUCACAUUACCGGAUAUAAGGUUUAUUUAGCACUCAUAGCAUUAGCUUUUUAUAAAAUUGAUGCAGAUUGUGAAGCAAUUAUGGGCAUACAUACGAAAGAACAAUCUCCAAGAUCCCAACAACAAGAGGAAGAUCAUUUGCAAUGAUGAGUUACGUUUGGUUUUUGAGACAGAUUGUACUGACAUGUUCAAGAUGAAUAAGCUGCUAGCAAAGCACAUCACACCUCUUGAGCCCUCAAGUAUGCUAAGCAUUCAGUUGUAAUGAUUAUAAACUGUAAAUACAUGUAACACUUUGGAUUUCUGACUGUUUGGACUGCAUGAUGGUUGCAGAAGAGCCUGGGCCGGAUAAGAAAAAGCUAAAAUCAUCUGAGGUGCCCUCUUCAACUGAGGCGGAAGAGGAUGCAUCCCCUGUUCUGAUUUCUGAUGAACUUGCCAAGUUCUUUGGUACUGGAAAUAGGGAAAUGUUCCAGUCAGAGGCAUUGAGUCGGAUCUGGGACUAUAUAAAAGUUUAUCAGCUAAAGGUCAAUAUAGCAUUUCUUCAUUAAUUAUUCAUAUUUCUUGUUAUUUAUUCAUACUAAAGCUCGUCAUUUUUCAUGUUAAAUAAGAUUAUCAAACAGUGAAUGUUUCGUUGAGAUUACUAUGCAGCACCUCUACUCAUUGCGAGAGACACAUGAAGUUUUCUCCUCAUUAUUUUGUUAUGACGUGGUAAACUUUUCUAUCUAUGAUUGCAAAGAACACAUAUUCCUGGUACCUAUUUUUCUUUACCAAAAACAUUGUUAAUAUACUAAGAAUUUACAAAGAAAAUCUCCACAUUCAGGUGUGCUGAGCCCAGCUAAAAGGGCAUUAAGACGGCAUAAGAUAUCUGUAUUUCUCACUUUUUAGAAGAAACUAAAACCUGUGGCUUGGAUGGAAGUUGUACAGAUCAUGUUACCAUGGCUUGGAUGGAAGUUGUACAGAUCAUGUUAACUGUGCAUGGUAAUGUCUUGUGUCAUCGGACAGUUAACAGCAUGGGGGGGAAGAAUUUUGAUCCAUGCCUGCAUCAUGCUAUUUCUAAAUCUAAAAGUCGCAGUGAAGAGAUAUGAGAUACGACUGAGUAGAUGCUUUCAAUCAUAUCACCUGGCAAAAGAUUGUAGGGAUACUGUUAUAUGGUUGUUAUAAGGCGGUGUUGGUUGUCAAAACGAGCCGAAGGAUGAGUCUCCUGCUAAUGAACUGUAGGGUAAGAAGUAGCCUCUUUGCAGUGGGGGUGAGAAGAAAGAGGUCAUCAUGGGAGACCAAUCAUGAGGGGUUUUCACACAUUUUGUUGUUGGGCUAACUCCGGUAUACUCUCUAGACCAAAAUUAUAGAUAUCCCUUUGGACUCAGAAGCCAAUCAUAAAAGAAAAGAAUUCGAGCAUGGGAUACUGGUGGUUGAUUCUGGUGUGAUAAAAUGAAAAUGAGGUUUACUGUGGGUAUCCUUUUGAAAGUCGUUUAAAAAAACAAAACGAAGUCUGUCCUUGACUAACAAUUUGUAAAAUGGGUCUGAUUUGUUUACUAUGAAAAGUUUCAAUGAGGAAUAGCACGCCCAGUGUUGAGUUCUUUUUUUUGUAUGGUCAUCUAUUUUCUACCUCAGCCAGGAAGCCUAAUGCAGUGGCAGCUGGUUUAAGAGCGCACUUUUAAUUUAUGAUGGAUGGUAGGGAGGGUUCCUCUCCAUUCGUGGACUAUAGAGACUUUGUGCAGUACUGAUAUCAUUUCUGAUACUCUGGACGCUCUUUUGUUCUCUUGCUUCAAGCUAGAAGUUGUUAGUGGUAGGUUACCCUUAGGAAGUUUGAGGAUUAGAUGUAAUAGAUCAUUCUAUGAUAAUAAGCAAGGUCCGUGAAAUUGAGAAAGACCUCCUUUUUCGCAUACCUUUUCUCUUUUGGUUGGGAAUUCAUCAUCUUGGCCUUGAGAUGUUCAAAUGGACGGGUUUUGAGAUGUGGCCUUACUGGCCUGAGCACUAGUUGCUUACUCCAUAUGACAGGAAAUAUGUUGCAUGGAUUAUAAUAAUGCUUUGGUAAUAGCGAUGUUCUCUCCUUUAUAGUGAGCUCUAUUUCAGCAUUGGAGUAUUAGAAAAUGGAAGAAUGUGGGAAAAGCAUCCCGAAAAUUCUAUCAUUGGGAGAGGUAUUUACUUGAUUAGUGGUAUUCUUAUUAAGUGCACAGAUCUUGACUUUUAAAUUGCCACGUUCUUAUUAAAAUCAAAUUUUACUUUGUAUGUUGAAGUGGUAUAGAUAUUUGGCUCAAUAUUGGUGGGUGGAUCAUGAAGCUUCUGAGCUACUAUAGGCUUUUGGGGCUCGGGGUUAGUGGAAAAAAGAAGGAUUACAACUGAUUAGGGGACAGGACUUAAAAAAAAAGGCAGUUGAUUUAUAAAAAUAAUGUUUUCAGUAAGGCCAUUUGUGCAAAAUGGAUUUUAAAGUUUAGGCGGAUUGGUCUUUCCACUCUAUAUAAUUGUAUCUGCCAAUGAAUAGACGUUUAUUCAUUUAACUUGCUUUUCUGUUUAGCAUUUGCUGGAAUCUUUAUUUAUGUUGUAUAAUCUGGAUCAUAUUAUUUAGGUUGCCAGUUGUGCAAUGGUAAAUAAAGGGUCAAGCUGUAGGAGGACUGAUUAUUUCAAUGAAAGUCUCUUACGACAGAAUCGGAUGCUUUGAUGUGUUCGUAUAGAUAAAAAUCACUAUAUUUACUAGGUUUGCAUAAAAUUACGAAGAUGAUGGCUAGAAGCCCCAAGUCAGAAGGAAUCUUAUAGAGUUUGAGAUCAUGGAAUUUUUCAACCAAUGCCCUCAUGUAAUUUUUGCUAAAGAGGAUUAGUAUGACAGUAGAAUAUGAAAAUGAUGGUUAAGAGCAUUUAGUGAUAGUUCCUUCAUUGGAACAUGAGUACACUGUGGUUGCUAAUGAAAAAUUUGGCAGGGAUCGAUAACUUUUUCCAGAUUUCUGUGAAAGACCUUCAAACUUACAUGUUAGGUAUCAAUAACGUGUUUUCUGUGACUUGCAUUUGGAAAUUAUUGAGCAUCUUUAUGGUGUUAUGACCAUGUCUAGUUGGAUUCUGAGUUCGGAUUAGCUAUUGGAAAUACUUUGAUGGUUAAAUAUUGUGGCAUCUCGAAGUUACCAAGACAAUUUGACCAUUGCAAGGAAACUGUGGUAUUGUUAGCCGUAUAGUACCUUAGGGUUAUUAAAGUUUACAAAAUUUCAGAGGUGCGCAAGAUUAAAUUGGCUUGGUGUUCUCGUUUGUGUGUUUUGAUUUGUUCAAUUAAUGGAUAUCGGGGAUAAUGUUGAUCCUAUCAUAUUGUUGAUAGAUGCCAAUGUGCUCACCCUUCGCGAUCUUCUUGCUGAUUUUAUACCUUUUAUUUCUCACUCAUGAUACCUGGUAAAUUUCCCUGAAAAUAAGAUGAAGGGUUCUGAGAAUAUCCCCCAUUGGCAUCACAAACAAAAAAAGUCUGAUUUGUAGAAAUUUUCUUUGCUCUAGGAAGAUGAUUCGAGAAAGAUGAGUUCUUGUUCAUAAUACCAUAUAGAUAGCAGAUUAGUAAGUCUCACUAACUAACUAAUCUGAUGCAAGCCUCUCCUUGGGCGGAUUCCUCCUUUUUGCUCAGCUAAUCGGGUAUUAGCAACCAUUUCCAGUUGUUCCCCUCUCAAGGCCAUAGCCUGCCCUAGAUCUUGUCUCCCCUUCCCUCAUCCCGUCCCUGCCCAAAAUCCUUUUCCCUGCCUAGCAUUUACCUAAAUACCCCACCUCCCCGCACUUAACCCUCACAUGACCUUGACGUGACCCGCACGCCCUCUUGCUCCUUCUGACCUAGGUAAGGCCCGUCAGCCUCACCUGCUCCUUCUGGCUUAAGUAAGGCCUGUCUGGAUCCUAACAAUUUUUUUAUGAUAAUCAUCCACGCCUUAAACCUAUUUUGAUGCCUGAAGGUUGGAUAGUCUGACCUUUACAUGAGGACUAUAUUACCCCCAGUUUCUAAGAAAUACAAAUGUGGCCCACAAAAAAAAUCUACGUGUUAAUCUGCUAUCUCUAUGGUUUUAAUCUACAAAAUGUGGCAUGGACUGCCAUUAGGUCUGAUUCGCAGUUCAGCCAGUCAGAUUGACCAAUCUGAUUUGUGGAACAAGGUGCAGUGCCACUGCCAAUCAUUGAAAUUAUCUGUAGGCACUAUGCGUGGUGCAUAUUUUUAUGGAACUAAAUUUUUCGAAACAAUUAACUUGAGUACCUGUCAGACUGCACAGUGCACGCUGUCAGUCAUGAAAGUUGAAUUUUUUGAUCAAGAAAGUGACAACUUUUGUGGUUUGAUGCCUAUUUACUUUAUCAUAUGUCCGUCGUUCUUCAUUUAAUGUGAUAUUUUUUGUCACUGUUCUGAUAGUUGAACUGGCGCUAAAUGGAAAAAAACAUUCUUUGACAUGCUGUAUUAUUUUUCUUACUGCUUUUAGGAUCCUUUAAACCCAAAGAUGAUACGCUGUGAUGCUAAACUUCAACAACUCUUUGGCUGUGAAAGCUUGUCUGCAUUGGGGGUUUCUGAGAUGUUGGGACGACAUCUGUUCAAGCAAUCAUGA
Molecule: messenger RNA, 6260 nt
Organism: Spirodela intermedia
Lineage: Eukaryota; Viridiplantae; Streptophyta; Magnoliopsida; Alismatales; Araceae
Source: the annotation of a GenBank genome assembly